This is a messenger RNA of Brenthis ino (lesser marbled fritillary), 609 nucleotides long. NCBI's taxonomy places the organism in Eukaryota, Metazoa, Arthropoda, Insecta, Lepidoptera, Nymphalidae. The record is from the annotation of a GenBank genome assembly.
AUGGGAAGUACUACAGGAACAACUGAACAAAGUUUUAGGUUUCAGGAUGUCAAACUUUUCCCAUACGCAAAUGGAAAAAUAAAUUUGGUUAAAUUUUUAGAGGCUACUUCAGAUUUAAUAAGGCUAGUGGAACAUCUUGGAAAAGUAUUUGCACCAGUCAAAUAUGAUAUGGAAGGUAAUAUUGAGAAAAUAAGAAAAUUUUACAAAUAUGAUGAGAGUUCCUGUUUACUUGAAUUAAUGAAUGAUGAAUAUUCAAAGGGAGAAAAAAAUGCUAUUGAAGGAAUUUUGUGGCUAAACAGAGCAUUGCUGUUUUUUGAGUUGGUCUUUCAAGAAAUCGAUUUGAAUCUUAAAAAAGAUGACUCUUAUAUUUGCAUGAAAAAAAUAUUUACAUUGGCAUAUGAAGGUUCAGUCAAAAAAUAUCAUGGCUGGAUUACACAGCAACUGUUUACAAUUAUCUGCAAGAUGUCACCAACACUUCCUCAAAUAAUAAAAUCUUUAGAAAUGGAAAGUGAUCUUGAAACAUUUAAAUCAACGCUUGCAAGUUUUAAUACAACUUUGCAUUCAUUCUGCACAAAAGUUCUAAAUUUCGUAUUGUUCAAAAAUAUAAAA